UCUCACACGCACAAAAUCUGGCCGUCCCACUAACCAACCCAUCUCUCUCUGAUGCUUCUUCAGCUUCUCCUUCUCUUUUAGGCUCUGUUUCUUUCUCUCUCUUUUCCCGUCUACAGACAGCAGCCCCCCUCUGUGUCUGGAUUUUGUCUCUUCUCUCUCUGUGUGUGCUCUCAGUUUUCUCGUAUUCAUCGAUUUACCCACUGUAACUUCUCCUCCCCCAGUUCUAGACCCACAACUCUUCCCCUUGGAUCCGAUUCUCAUCACUUUUCUGCUUUCCUUUUGCUUCCCUGGUGUUUCAUCUGAAACAAAUUGCUUUCCUUUUCUUUAUAUGCGUGUUAAUGGCUUCCAUUUCCUCUAGCCCACGCACUGUUGAAGAGAUCUUCAAGGACUACACCGCCCGCCGCGCCGGCCUCGUGCGGGCUCUGACUUUCGAUGUGGAUAAUUUCUACUCGCAAUGCGAUCCAGAAAAGGAGAACUUGUGUUUGUAUGGACACUCAAAUGAGUUAUGGGAGGUGACUCUUCCAGCCGAGGAGGUUCCACCGGAGCUACCCGAGCCAGCUCUGGGUAUCAAUUUUGCAAGAGAUGGGAUGCAGCGCAAAGAUUGGCUCUCUCUUGUUGCAGUUCACAGUGACUGUUGGCUGCUCUCAGUGUCAUUCUACUUUGGUGCCCGGCUUAAUCGUAACGAGAGGAGCAGGAAGCGGCUAUUCAGCAUGAUAAAUGACCUGCCAAGCCUGUUUGAAGUUGUAACCGGGAGGAAGCCAGUGAAAGACAAACCAAGUGUAGACAGUGGGAGUAAAGCUAGGAACAAUGCGAAGGUAAAAAGCUUCUUCUUGUCAUCAUCUCAAGUUAGUCAAAAACACUCUCGUAGAUCACUGGAUGGACAGGCGAAAAACAACUCAAAGUUAAUGGAUGAGAACUAUGGAGAUGAAGAAGAUGAGCACGGGGAGACAAUCUGUGGGACUUGUGGCGGAACAUACAACUCAGACGAGUUCUGGAUUGGGUGCGAUAUCUGUGAAAGAUGGUACCACGGGAAAUGCGUCAAGAUCACUCCAGCAAAGGCCGAGAGCAUCAAGCAUUACAAGUGCCCUUCCUGCUGCACAAAGAAGGGAAGACAGCAGUAGCAGUAGCAAAUCCCAAGUAAUAACUAUGUUCAGUAGGGAAAACACCAACAACACUCUUUUUUGAGCCAAGUGAAGGAAGGAACAAAACCGAACUGAGACGUCCUUUUUCCAGGUGUUGUGGCACAACUCUUAGGGUACUAAAAAAAAAACUUCUUUUCCUCCAUCUCUUCUCUGUUUCUACUCUGUGAGUAAGGUUAUCUUUUAUCUUAGCUCCUCUCUGUGGCAUAGCAGGUGUAUUAGUUUAGUUGUUUUGUUUCAAAUCUGGUUUUGAAGUCGCCUCCAGAUUGUGAUUGAAACCUCGUUUAUAUCUCAUUCACAAAGGGAUUUGGAUUCUUCUUCAUA
This is a messenger RNA of Linum tenue, 1463 nucleotides long. Lineage: Eukaryota; Viridiplantae; Streptophyta; Magnoliopsida; Malpighiales; Linaceae. The record is from the annotation of a GenBank genome assembly.